GGAUCUACGUCUAGACACGAGUUGGAAUCGCCGGCGUCAACUGUCAAACACAGACUCAAACAUUGUCAAACAUCAUUUGAUACAUCCGCCCGUCGUGCGGUUUUAACACGAAUUUUCCGUAAUUACUGGAAUGAGGCACUAAAUUGAGCAACACACUGUAAAUAGGCGCACCCCAUUUCGGUUGUUAUUACUAAAAAUCGCUUCGGCUCGCAUGCGGCAUCUCUCACUUUAGUAAACAGGCGUGAUACAUUGGAUUUUGGGGUUAUGGCUAGUGGGUCGACACGCCGAAUUUUGGUGGAAACUCGGAAUUUAUCAAAGGACCCACCCCCGGGCAUCAGCGCCACCCCCGACGAUGGCAACUGCAGGUAUUUCCACGUUGUGAUGGCCGGACCAGCCGGCUCGCCCUACGAAGGGGGCUUGUUCAAGUUGGAGCUGUUCCUGCCAGAGAACUACCCACUGUCCCCACCGAACGUGCGCUUUUUGACCAAAAUCUACCAUCCGAACAUCGAUAAGUUGGGCAGAAUAUGCCUGGACAUUUUAAAGGAUCAGUGGUCGCCUGCUCUGCAGGUCCGCACCGUUUUGCUCUCCAUCCAGGCACUGUUGAGCAGCCCCAACCCGGACGAUCCGCUGGCUAACGACGUGGCAAACUUGUGGAAAUCGCGCGAGCAGGAGGCAGUAAUUCGGGCCAAAGAAUGGACGAGGCUGUACGCGAUGGAAUAGCCACUCGAGUGCGGUGCCACUCAGAGAUUCUCUGUGAUAAACUAAAGUGUUUGAACAAAAAAUACCGCUUUCCUCUAGUUUUCUUUGUAUGUACUUUUCAAGGCUGAUCGUUUAGUGCAACAGGAAGUCGCCCCUUUUAUCGAUACUGAUGUAUUGAUAAGACGCUGCAUUCACCAUUUUUUAUUGGGUCAAGUUCUUGCUGCAUUAAACUAAACAACCACAAAAUUAGAAUGUUAGAACCAGCAUUCCGUGAGAAUUUUUUGCAAUUUGAUUAUCCACGUGCAUUUUACUGAAUAAACGAUGAUUUGAAAA
This is a messenger RNA of Dendroctonus ponderosae (mountain pine beetle), 1032 nucleotides long. Its product is annotated as ubiquitin-conjugating enzyme E2 N. NCBI's taxonomy places the organism in Eukaryota, Metazoa, Arthropoda, Insecta, Coleoptera, Curculionidae. The record is from RefSeq and is a predicted model, not a curated record. Bases 265 to 720 code for a protein of 151 amino acids. The transcript is spliced from 2 exons.